CGAACCUACAAAUCCCAGGCCACCAAAGCAGAAUGUGCGAACUUAACUGCUGUGCCACCGGGCCGGCCCCAAAUUUCUUUUUUCUUAUGCUGAAAAAUUGAAAGCAUAAGAAAUUACAGUUUCUAAUAAAACUGACAUUAACUAUUUGCUUUAUCCUACGAGAUAUGAGUUUCAACAUAACAAUACCAAUAUUAUUACUAAAAAUAAGAGUACUAAAGGCAGGUUAAGAUUUCUUUGUGCUUAUUCUUGUCUCUAAGAUAUAUCCCACAAGAGAUGCACAAAGUACUGAGUUUUAAAAUUACUUGAAAUAAUCCUUCUCUGUAUGGUUGUGCCUCCAUCUAGAUACACAGCUAGGUUUCUUUGUUUCAGGCUGCUUUUGAUUUUUAGAUAGUUUUAUUUUUUAAGAUUUAAUUUUUAAAACAUUUAUAUGAUUCCAAAUUCAAAACUAUGAAAACAAGGUACAAUCAGAAAGAACCGUUUUCCAUCUCUGUCCCUUUUUCUCUCUCCAUUCCUUCCAUCCUCCUAUUGGUAACCAUUUUCAUUAGUUUUUGGUUCAUCUUCCCAUUGUUUCUUUUUGAAAAUACAAACAUAUAUAUGGAGGAAAUGCUAUUUUCAAAGACCACUUCUUGGGCACUAUGGAUAUUCAGUACUGUUGAAUGGCUGGAGUGUUGUGUGCAUCUCCACCUUAUUUCUUGCUCAGAAGCUAGCAUAUAUACACACCCUUGUGCAUCACCAUGCUUUUUUAACAGUAAAUCCUAAAAUCAUCCUGAAGCAGUGUAAGGAAAUGUUCUUUAUUAAGGAGUAAAAUGCUCAUUACGUGGAUGUUUCAUUGUUUAUUCACCCAGGCCUACACAGAAGGACUUUGGGCUGUUUCCAGUGUUUUGUUUUCACAAAAGUGCUGUUAAGAGUAAGUGUGUGAAGCAGUUGUUUCUUAUUUGGAGAAGAGAUUGAAGUGGACUACUAAAUCAAAGAAUAAAUGCAGAUGUUGUUUUGAUGGAUGUUACAGCAAUGUCCCUCCUCUCAUCCUCAAAUUGUAUAACUCAGGCAGAAUAAGAAAGAAAAUAAGAAAUUUAGUAGUGAGAGAAAUUUCAUUUCUAACUGUUCCUACAAAGAUUUCUCUCUGGUAAAAAUUUUAAAUUACUAUAUUGAUGUAAUAAAGAGCAUCACAUAUAUUGCUGCACAACUUUAGUUUUUCUAUAUUGAAAACUAUGAAAGAAACUUAUUUUAAACUACAAAUAGCAGGUAUAGUAAGAAGAAAGGUAGGGUGGAAGAUUUAAAGACACAAGUUUUUUUCUGGCUGUUGUAGCUUUGAAAUUCCAUGAUUUUAUGAGUUACACCCUGGGAUUCCCUAAAAUAGGGUAGAAAUUAAUCAUUUUAAAGUAAAUGGAACAAAAAGCCCCAUUCCUAUUUAUUCCAAAUUCCAUAUUUUUGGCAAGUUUUGACACCUAAAGAAAGCAAAAUAGCCUUUGUUUAAGUACAAACCCGUUUUUGGUAGGUAAUGCAUUUUAUAUAUAAUACAGGACUGGAACCACAGAGCCCGAGCCAACACUCUGAGGCAGUUUAAUGAGGACUUCCUGUGACCAACCAGCUCCAAGGAAAAGGAUCUGCCUUUCAUCUAAACGGGCAGAGAACAGGCAGAACCGGAUUCUCCAGGUGUGAAGUAAGCAAUUUGUUCUCCUCAUUUGAUAUUAACAGCAAAAGGACAACUUUAUCUCCAACUUAUUUCACUUCAGUAUUUGGCUUUCAAUUAAGUUAACUAUACGAAACUACAGAAAUUAGCCUGUGAACUACAAGGCAGUGACUUAAACAAUUUGAUCAAAACGUUACGGAUGGUACUCAGUUUUUCUCUCCAAGGCAGGACGACAACACCACAGGCGGAAAGCAGCCUAAGGAACAAGACACAGGAGGAAGGGGAAGAUGAAAGACCGACUUCAGGAGCUAAAGCAACGCACAAAGGAGGUGGAGCUCUCUGGGAACAGGCCAGUGUCGACCACAGCCGCAGAGGAGCACGAGGCACUUCCCCAGCAAGCAGUUCUUUAUGAAAGAGAGCCUGUAGCAGAGAGGCACCUGCAUGAGAUCCAGAAGCUACGGGAGAGCAUCAACAACCUGACGGACGACGUCCAGCGGUUUGGGCAGCAACAGAAAAGUCUGGUGGCUUCAAUGAGAAGGUUUAGUCUACUUAAAAGAGAGUCUAGCAUCACAAAGGAGAUAAAAAUCCAAGCUGAACACAUUAACAGAGGUUUGGAUGAUUUAGUAAAAGAAGUUAAAAAAUCAGAGGCUGAAAAUGGCCCAUCAUCAGUGGUCACAAGGAUACUGAAAUCUCAGCAUGCCGCGAUGUUCCGCCACUUUCAGCAAACCAUGUUUGUGUACAAUGACACAAUAGCAGCAAAGCAAGAGAAGUGCAAGACAUUCAUUUUCCGUCAGCUUGAAGUAGCUGGAAAAGAAGUGCCUGAAGAAGAAGUAAAUGAUAUGCUUCAUCAAGGAAAAUGGGAAGUUUUUAAUGAAAGCUUACUUAUGGAAAUCACUAUCACUAAAGCACAACUCUCAGAGAUAGAACAGAGACACAAGGAACUUGUUAACUUAGAGAACCAAAUGAAGGAUUUAAGGGACCUUUUCAUUCAGAUAUCUCUUUUAGUAGAGGAACAAGGAGAAAGCAUCAACAAUAUUGAAAUGAUAGUGAACAGUACAAAAGAAUAUGUUAACACUACUAAAGAGAAAUUUGGACUAGCUGUAAAAUACAAAAAAAGAAAUCCUUGCAGGGUAUUGUGUUGUUGGUGUUGCCCAUGCUGUGGCUCAAAAUAAAGAAGCUACUUUAGAAAACGUUCCAGCUUUAGAAUGAAGAAUGUCCCAUUUUUCAGUGUCUUAUAUUGUUCUUCUUCAUUUCACAGAUCCAUUCACAUAUCUUCUAUCACUAUUAACUCAUAAUUUUCCCCAUUAGUCCUUACCCAGCAGAAUUACAGAAACUUCUGAAGCCAGUGUCAUGAAAGAAGUCUUCAUUUACUAAACUACAAACAGUACAGUUAGCUUUAAACUCACAGGUUAACUACCGACCGUGAGAUGAAUGAUCUUAAGCUUCCAGUCAGGCACCAAGCUCUAUUACAUACUUUUGUAACUUCCAAUGCCUUAACAAGAUGAACAUCGAUAAACGAUAACUACUUAAAUAACCCUUUUGGCUCAUCUGAGAGGAUUCUGGUAGUUAAGAAUUGUAUAAAACAAGACCUCCAAGGGUGCCAUAUUAAAACAAAAUCCAACUAGCAGCUGUAUCGAAUCUUUUAUGCUGAGUUAGGACAGUUAAUUCAGAGGUCGGCAAACCCUGGGAAGACCCACGUAUGUAUCUGAUGAUGAGUCCAGUUGGUAACUGGGAGCUGAAUCUAGCUUAAGGCCUAAGAAGGUAAGUUAAGGCACUGUUUUCCUGAACUUAGGUCCAUUCAGGACACUGUACUAUAGAUUAGGAGAGGUGGCAAAUAAAAUGAAAAAUAAAGGCAAAUAUACCCUUGAAAGUUUCUCCAUCACUGGUGUUGUGAAGCCAGGUACUACACUGUGGGCUUGGGAUAGAGUCUGAACCCACACAGGGACAGAGUUUAGGACCGCAUUCUAGGGAAGAAAGUAGACAGCACAUACAAACACGAGAUCACGUCACAUUCUCGGCAGAGACUUAGCAAGAGAAGACUCAGUGAGAUAAAGACUGUCAGGGUGGCUUCUUUUGGUUAGGUAGUCAAUGAAAGCCUCUCUGAAAGGGAAUACUAAGUGAGGAUCUGAAUGAUGAGGACAAGGGAGGGUAUAUUCCAGGAAGAGAAAACAAAGAGUGCAAAGACUAUGAGGGUAUAACUUACUCGGUUCAAGGAAAAAUGAGCAGUACAGCUUAUCAGAGUGGCAAAAACACAGUCAGGUAAGAGAGGAGGUUAAGAAAGGUCAGCAGGUGGCGUAGCAUGGUGGUGUAGUGGUUAAGUUCACACGCUCUGCUUCGCUGGCCCAGGUUUCAUGGGUUUGGAUCCGGUUCAUGAACCCACAAACUGCUUAUCAUCCCAUGCUGUGGCGGCAUCCCACAUACAAAAUAGAUGAAGAUUGGCAUAGGUGUUACCUGAGCGACAAUCUUCCUCGAGCAAAAAGAGGAGGAUUGGCAACAGAUGUUAGGUCAGGACCAAUCUUCCUCACUAAAAAAAAUUGAAAGGUCAGCAGGGGUUAAAUUUAAGGCUUUGUAAGUCAUGCAAGUCUGAAGUUUACCUAUUUUUUCUAUCCUUUCUAAGACUGUGCCAUAUCCUUUUACUUAGUGUCUUACUGAUACUUGUUUACAAUUGCUCCUAAAAUGUUUAUCAUGAAAACUGAGAACAUGAAGUACUAUUUAAUAUUCAUGAGCACAAUUAUAUCCAGAUGAACUUGUAAAAUAGCAAUUUUCUAUUAGCAUUUAUAUCUGCACAUAGUGCUUUUAAAGCAAGACGUAAGCACAGAUUCAUCACAAAGCAAUGUAUCGCAAUUUUCACUGUUAUAUUUGAAAACCCAUUAGUAUUACUCUAACCUAAGCAACAACACCAACAUGACAUUUAACUAAUUAGUUGCUGAACAGUUUGUAUGUUUUAUUCACACACUUAAAAGGCACUAAAAGUAGUAUUUUUUUCCUUAAAAUUACUACCUUAAGGAAAAAAUUCUUAAGCAUUAGAGGCACAAUAUUAGGAAUCUACUGGUUUUAGAGGUAUCCCAUAAUAAAACAAUAAAAUUCUUAUGAGCACUUGGGCUCAUAUUCUUACCUACUAAACUACAUCAUUUUCUUAAUCAAAAGCUUCACACAGCCUGAAUUCAUAUGGCGAGACACUUUAAAACUGGUUCUCCUAAUUUAUCUCCACCUAGACACAGCAAAUCAUUGACAGUAACUAUUCAUAUCCACCAUCACUUUGACAGAACACUGGUAAAACACUGCACUGGCUGCCUUAAACACAUUAUUCGGAAUUCACAUGACAACACAGGUAUUAAAACCCUUAUUUACAAGUGGAGACACCAAAGCUCAGAAGGAUUAAGCCAACUACCCAAGGCCUGUCUGACUCCAAAGCCCACGCUUUCCCCUACCCGAGUAGUUCUCAAUUUUUGCUCUGCAUUAGAAUGAUCUGGAGAACCUGUGAAAAAAGCAGAAGCAUCACUGGCCCCGCAGAACUUCAGGACGUCCGGGCUGAUGCUGAUGCAGGGGGUCCCUAGACAACAUCGUGCCGCCUAACACUGCCGGCAGGUUUUCUCCAUUAUUUUGCUUUUAAACAGAGCGUGUUGAGGUGGGGAGGGGGGGGACGGGAACAUCUGCAGGCUCCUUGU
Equus quagga is the source of this 5298-nucleotide messenger RNA. RefSeq names its product syntaxin 19 (gene STX19). Bases 1918 to 2802 code for a protein of 294 amino acids. Gene Ontology annotation, cellular component: synaptic vesicle; presynaptic active zone membrane; plasma membrane. Gene Ontology annotation, biological process: exocytosis; synaptic vesicle fusion to presynaptic active zone membrane; intracellular protein transport. Gene Ontology annotation, molecular function: SNARE binding; SNAP receptor activity. The transcript is spliced from 2 exons. The record is from RefSeq and is a predicted model, not a curated record. Lineage: Eukaryota; Metazoa; Chordata; Mammalia; Perissodactyla; Equidae.